AUGGAGCUUGCGGGACUUGCCAUCGGCGCGGUUGCCUUGAUUGGCGCCUUCAAGGAUGCUCUCGACCUCUUUGACCUUUUCACGGCAGUGCGCGACUUCGGCCGCGAAUAUUCCAUACUGCUCACCAAACUCGACAUCGAAAAGUUCCUCUUGCUCCAGUGGGCUGAGCAGGUCAAGCUCCUGGACUUCGACCAGAAGCUCGGCUUCCUGGACUCACGGCUGAACGAGAGACAUCUCCAGACCUCGGUAGCCCAGAUUCUGUCGUGCAUUUGCCUGCUCCUCCGCGACGCCUCCCAGUUGAAGGAGCGCUAUGGCGUGGCGGAUGCGUCGGCGGCCGAUGUGGACAGCUUCUUCACCAUAGACGAUAGCCCGGCCAUGAGCGGCCCCUGCAUGAAGCGCUUUGAACAGCGCUUCCGCCAGCUUCAAGUGUCGGCUCGCGGCUUGAAGCAUCAGCCGCCCUCGGCUUGGGCUAAGGCCCGCUGGGCCGUCCAGGACAAGCGCAAGUUUGGAGACCUAGUCUCGGAGCUGGCUCACUUCGUCACUAGGCUCAGGGAGGUGGUGCUGCCCAUCGCAACCGACUCGUCACGCACGGCAGAGCUUGCCAACACCAAAGACCUGAAGCGCAUCUACGAGCUUGACAAGCUGAAGAUGGUGCUCGAGGCAGCGGCUGGCUAUCGAGGAGCCGUUGCGGGGCCGGCUCAGGAGCUGAUCGACCGUAUUUGCUGCGAGCGGGUGCUCCGGCCUCUCUGGUUCAGAAAGAUGGACGAUCGGAGGGAGAGCAUCAAAUCUGCCCACAAGCGGACCUUCCAGUGGGCCCUCGAGGGACCGGACAAAGCACAGGAAGGGUUUAACAGCCUCAGAGAGUGGCUGCGACGUGGCUCUGGCAUCUACUGGCUGUCGGGAAAGGCGGGUAGCGGCAAGUCGACGCUAAUGAAGUUUGUCCACUCGGGCCCCCAGACUGCCCAGCUCCUGAACGAGUGGGCCAAAAUGAUUGGAGCGGCAGAUUGCACUAUUGCCGACUUCUUCUUCUACUACCUAGCCAUGACGCCAGAACAAAACACCCAAGAGGGACUCUCCAAAGCUCUGCUGUUCAAGAUCUUGACGCGUUACCCAGCCAUCGUCCCCAAGGCGCUGCCAAACCUGUGGAGAGAAGCCAACGAAGGACGCGAAGACUUGACGGCCCCCUCCCAAGCCGAGAUCAAGUACGCCUUCGAGGUCAUUUCGAGCGACAGCAACCUGCCGGCCUUCUGCCUCUUCAUCGACGGCUUUGACGAAUACGUCGGCGACUAUCGGAAUGGCGUCACACUGAUCAACCGUCUCGCCCUGAGCCCUCGCAUCAAAGUCAUUGUGUCGAGUCGGCCUGAGCCACAUUGCGUCGCGGCUUUUGAUGGACAGGCGCAGAUGAAGUUGCAGGAGUUGACAGAGGGUGAUAUCGCCACCUAUGUCCAAGACAUAAUUGGCAGAAACACACACAUGGAGGCUCGUCUUAAAAAGCAACCAGGAGAGUCGGCAGAGAUCAUGCGAGAGAUUGUUCUCAAGGCAUCUGGCGUCUUUUUGUGGGUGGUUCUGGCGUGCCGCUCUCUCCAGGACGGGUUUCACGACUACGAUACCAUCGAGGAACUGCAACAGCGAAUACGCGAGCUACCCGCCGAGCUCAAGGACAUGUUUAUCCACAUGCUGGCCAGGGUCGACAAGCGCCACAGGGUGCAGGCUUCAAUGCUCUUGAGACUCUGCUUCCUGCACAGGAAGGCCUGCGGCGAGGCCCGUGUGACCCACGAGCUGGACAGGCUGUACGCGCUCGAGUGUGCCUUCAUUGCCGACUACUUUAGCUCAGGCCCGGGGACCCCUGUUUCAUUUCUCCCCAAGUCGGAAAGAUCAGAGGCGUGCAAGAUACUUGAUGGCCGGCUGAGAAGCCGGUGCGGUGGCCUCUUGGAGCUAACUCGGAGAGCUUCGGCUGAGACGAGGUCGCCAUUCUGCUUUUGCGAGGCCGCGGAUUGGGGGUCUGACCACUCCCGACACGACGAGUGGGCCGACGCGACCGUCACUUUCAUGCACCGCUCUGUAUUUGACUUUCUGGACGACCAAGACACUUGGGAGCUGGACUACCUAAAGACGGCGGCCAUGGAGUUUGACCUCGCGACAGUCAUGUCACUCGGCCGCCUGUACCUCGCGAUGCAAAGCCAGAGCCUGCAAUGCCCAGAGGAGGUUAAGCAAGCUCUGACAUGCCUUUUGGCCGGCAUCGCAUGGGGCGCCGAGGGAGAUAGGCUUCAGCCUUCCAGGAGAGAAAACAUCUUUUGGAAAAUGGGCCCGUGUCUCGACAUGCUGUACGCGGCAAACGGUCCGGUCUUUGGCCUCUGGGACGGCCAGUUUGAAGGCCUUGCCGAGAUCCACUCACACGAACCCAGCAAUGCCUUCUCCCACGCUACCCUGCUCCUCGCCAUCGAAGCUGGGGCAGUCAACUACGUCAAACACUACCCCUACCUCCGGGACAUGACAGCCGCAAGCACUCCCCCGUGCGGCUGCCCUCCUCUCCUCUGCCAGGCCAUCCAGCCCAUGUCAAUUAUCGGAGGGCAAUUUAAAGAAGACAGUUCGAAACGGCCGCCCGAGGCCAUGCGGGCUUCAAACGGCAUGUUGCCUGGCUCGACCAAGCCCCGGAUUGGGUACGAAUGA
Molecule: messenger RNA, 2670 nt
Organism: Lasiosphaeria miniovina
Lineage: Eukaryota; Fungi; Ascomycota; Sordariomycetes; Sordariales; Lasiosphaeriaceae
Product: prion-inhibition and propagation-domain-containing protein
Exons: 2
Coding region: 1-2670 (889 amino acids)
Source: RefSeq, a predicted model, not a curated record